This is a messenger RNA of Ceutorhynchus assimilis (cabbage seed weevil), 2379 nucleotides long. The record is from the annotation of a GenBank genome assembly. NCBI's taxonomy places the organism in Eukaryota, Metazoa, Arthropoda, Insecta, Coleoptera, Curculionidae.
GGGUUGCAACAAGUAAAAUCAGAAUGUGGUGACUCUCAAGAACCUUUAAUAGAUGAAAUAUAUGGCUAUGGAAGUCAAUCAUUAAUUAAUCUUAUGAUUACUGGUAGAGCCACUACAUAUGUUUGGGAUCAUUAUCAAAAUGUUUCUGGCCUAGAGCUAAAGGGUAUAGAAAAACAAAGCCAAGUGGGCUUUAUUACAAUUAUGGAAUACCAUCGGUUUUGUACUGUUGGGUCAUUUUAUAAAAAUCCCAUUCAUCCUGUUUGGGUUAUAGGAUCUGAUACUCAUUUAACAGUAUUGUUUAGUGAUGAAAUAAGACUUGUAAGCCCAGAAACAAAAAGCGAACAAGCCCGGAGAGUGUUUAAAAGCUUUGAUCCGGACGGAAAUAACUUUAUAAGUACAGACAAGCUUCAGGAAGUUUUAGAAGCUCUAGAGUUAGUUAGUGAAGCUGAGUAUGUUGAUAUUAUGAAGAAAAAGUUAGAUAGCGAAUCCUUAGGCAUAAUAUUAUUGAACGGAUUUAUGGACGAAUUUUUCCCUAAAGAAGAAACUUCUACACCAGACAUGUUCACCUUAGUCCAUUAUAACGGAUUGGCACAAAGUAAUAUUAGUAAGCAGGUCCAGUAUCACAUAGGUUCAGCAAUUUUACUAGAAUCUGACAUAAAAUCCAUAUGCGAAUCAAACCCGAUGUUAACAGUGCUACAGACCAAAUGGGCUAGUAUAGAAGUGAAUUGGUGCGAUGGUGUUAAUCCUUCAUUGAAUUAAGCAGGUUAAGUCAAUAAUUUAUUUGUUUUUAAAAUUUUUCGCUUUUUAUUUCUAUUUGUUGUUUUCCCAAUAGGUAUGCAAAAAAUGAGGAUUACUUUUUUUGAUUUAUGUUUGUCUUUGUAUUCAAAAUUUUUCUAGUCAAAGAUAUCCUUUAUAUGUUUUAUCAAAACGCAUACAUGUCCUGUCACUGUUAUCGAAAUUUUAUUAGAUAUUUGUUGAUUUAUUUUUGAGCAUUUAUUUCAUCAUCAAGGGAACAUUCAGAAAGUCAAAACGAACAAAAAUAUUGUUUUUGUUAGUUCUUAUUUUCUGAACUAACUCAUGAAAUACUUUGGUUUUAUCUUAUGAGCAGAAAAAAUAAAAUAAAUCAAUGGUGUUUUGUGAAAAAUUCAGUAAAAAAACAUAUAAGAUACUAUUAAAAAAAAAUUGAUCAAAAAUCUUUGAUUUUAUAAGAAUUAAAAAUGCAUUUAUUAUUUAGUUUCUAGUGAAUGUUUCUCAAAAAAAUUGCAAAUUUCUCAAAUAUAUUAUUGUGCCAAUUUUCCAUGGUUGCGAUUCAAAAUACAUAAGUAUAUGUAUAUUUUUUGUCCUUAUACAUAGUUGGUCAAUGAAUAAGUGUUAUUCCAGAAAACAUAUGUUGUAUCAAUCAAAUAUUACUAAAAACUUUUAUUAAUUGGGGGUCGAUUUUUCUUUCUUUUUUUUUUUUGUUUCUUCCGGUGUAAAAUCUAGAUUACGAGUUUUAUGUAGUUUCCCAUGUACCAUAAAAUUGUGCUUAAUUAAGAUGAGGCAUUGACAAAUAGUGUAAUUUAUAGGUCCUUUCCAACCCGCCAAAAUACCGUCCCUAGAACGGUUUCAAAACCACUUUGUAUACGAAUUUAGGAUUCUAUGUACAGAAUCCUGAUGGUGAAAUGUACGGUUACCUGCUGGGUUGGAAAAAUUUAUUUCAUUUAUUUAUUUCAUUACUUUACAAACACCAAAAAUAGUAAUUACAUGUAAAGUUAAAACAGCGAAGUGUAAAACACAGAAAUAAAGAUAGAGUACACAAUAUAAACAUAUAUGACUAAUUUAAAAGGGCCUUCAAUUGAUUGAAAGUUACAUUAAAAAGAUCUACCUGGACCUCAUUAAGUGCUUGGUUCGCAACUGUCAUCAUGCGAUUAAAUGGUGACAUAUUAUUACUAGGAUCAGUACCAAAGUAUUUCUUGUUUUUCAUAAUUCUUAAGUUAAUCUUUGGUACAAUUAAGGAGACAUAGUUAAUUAAAUUACAAUCCUUAUACUUUAGGUUGUUUAAAAUAUAAAACAAAAAUAUCACAGCCUGAUUAUUCCUUCUUUCCACUAAUGACUUUAUCUCAAAACUAACAAGCAUAUCCCUAUAAGGAACUAUAUAUGGGUAAAUAUUAUUUUUAACCACAUAGAGAUACCGCAAAAAUCUCUUCUGCACUUUUUCAAUUUCAUCAAUAUGCGUGGCUUCCAAUGGCAUCCAAAUGUGUGAUGCAUAUUCAAGGUGUGGUCUCACCAGAGCAUUAUACAAGUUAAUAAUUGUACUUAUUUUAAAGUUCUUACUAUUCCUGAUUACAAAGCCAAGUGCUUUUACUGCUUUAUUGACAGCAUGAUGAAAAUGCUUAUUGA